Molecule: messenger RNA, 6381 nt
Organism: Trematomus bernacchii (emerald rockcod)
Lineage: Eukaryota; Metazoa; Chordata; Actinopteri; Perciformes; Nototheniidae
Gene: b4galnt4a
Product: beta-1,4-N-acetyl-galactosaminyl transferase 4a
Exons: 20
Coding region: 1391-5203 (1270 amino acids)
Cellular component (GO): Golgi cisterna membrane
Molecular function (GO): acetylgalactosaminyltransferase activity
Source: RefSeq, a predicted model, not a curated record
CCAUGUUCUGUCCUGGUUACAUCACUGCGUGUUGCUGGUUUGUCCGCGAGACUCUUCCUGGAGCUCAGCUGUUUGUUCUCCCUGCGCGCGGUGACAAGCGGGUUGGACGAUGCUAUUGCGGCGUUUUAAAAGGAAAAAAGCUCAUGACAGAAUAACAACACAAGGCAGUGCAUCGCCGCUAGCGACACAUAUCAGUGUUUAUUAGUUUAAUCCGGACGCGGUUAUUUGCUUUGGAUCUUUCAUGCACGCUCGGUGGACUCGGACAAAGCGGCUACUUUGGGAGAUUUUGUGUAAACGCACCUGCCGUGAGACACUGGAGCACAUGGGCAUCUGCUCCCUGGAUCGUACAUCGGACAAUCACAUCUGAGUAUUUCGGUCAAAAAACUCGCCUGUUUCACCGCCAUGGAGGAUUCACAGAUUUUAAUCUACGUCAGUUUAUUAUUUACUCAUCGCGGGGCUUCAAACCAACCCGAGUAUGGGGAUGACAGCUGAUCGCCCCUCCUCUCUCGGGACUUAAAUAAAAACGCGCUCCAUCUGAAUCCACUGCCCCCCGAUCAGAAGCCAGAGUCUCAGUUUCAGCUGUGUUUAACAAUAGAUGGAGCGCAGAAGGCUGUGAUGUGUGUUUUGAUUGACACCUUUUCCUUAUCAGGUUAGCUUCACACCGAUCAUUCCUCCAGAGGUUACACCGGCGACACGUUUCACUGAAGGCCGUUUUAAUUGUAUUUAAUCUUUUGGACAAACAACCCGUAUAAGUCGUUCUGCGAGGAAGUGUAUCAGCUCUGUGGAGAUGCUCUAUCCGAUCACCCCUCCACAUGGAAAGUAUAUUCCUCUUGCUCUUUGCUUCUUCGCGCUAAACCCAUGGCCGGGGAUGAUCCCUGAGUAGCCGAUAAAAUAAUCAGCGUCGCGGUGUCAGCAAAGGCUUGAGCUUCUGGGGAUUUGUGUAGAUUAUCACCGGACUGCUUAUUUUGUUCACUCGGCCACACUCAACUGAAUUUAGCUGCUUUUGAUCCGCAGCCUUUUCCCUGCUGCCUCCUGGAAACUCCAGCAGGGAAGCCUGCUUACAAGCCACGCUAUUCAUAGGGAAAGGGGGGAAACCGGGUUGCAUUCAUAAGCAAUGACUGCCACAGAGGUGUUUGGACCCAGAUCUGAGGAUACGACACAUUUGGCGCUGAUGUCACCCUGUGGAUCCGGGGGAAUGAGACGCGCUUCAAGGCUGUAGUUAACACUCCCUGUUUACUCGCAGCGUGCCUGCUGGGAUGCCGUCGCUGUGACCGGGAGAGGUAGACAGUCAGAAGAGACUCGGACACCCAGAAACAAAAACACAGCGCACCGACUUUGCAGACCGUUUUGACUAUCUACCGGGCGGCUACCGGAGGAUGUUUGAGCCAGGAUGCUGCGCUUCCCCGUGAAGAAGAUCCGGAAGCAGUUCAAGCUCCUGCUGCUGCUGGUGCUGCUCACCUCCGCCGUGUGGUUCACCUACCUGCACAUCAACCAGGGCAAGACCAUCAAACUCCACUUCAACUAUGGAAAAGAUGGAGAGAGACAGACGGAGGGGACGGACGCCAGCCGGAAGAGGGACACUCGCUCCUCCGCCGGCCACCACAAGAGCGAGGACACCAGCGACAGUAGGGAGGACGAUGCUGCAGAUGACGAGCCGAUCACAGGAGGGGCUGAUGGCAGACACCAUACCCGCAUCCGGAAGUUCCUCAGCCAGCGGCACAAGAAAUUGCCAUGGAAACCGGAGUAUAAGGGACAGGCCAACCUGCAUGUGUUUGAGGACUGGUGUGGCUCCUCUAUAGCCCAACUCAGAAAGAACCUGCACUACCCUCACUACCCUCAUACCCGCACCACGCUGAAGAAGCUGGCAGUCGCUCCAAAGUGGAAGAACUAUGGCCUGAGAAUAUUUGGCUUCCUUCACCCUUACAGAGAUGGUGAUUUCCAGUUCUCGGUGUCGUCUGAUGAUAACUCUGAGUUCUGGCUGAGUCCUGAUGAGAGCCCUCUCAGCGCCCGGCUGCUGGUCUAUGUAGGACAGCUCGGUACAGAGUGGACCGCUCCAGGCGAGUUCAGCAAGUUCAGGUCCCAGUCCUCCAAGUCUGUGCACCUUAUCUCAUCGAGACGUUAUUACUUUGAGGUCCUCCACAAGCAGGAUGACAAGGGCUCGGAUCACGUGGAGGUUGGGUGGCGUCCGUUCCUCCCUGGUCUGAAAUAUGAAGUGAUAGACUCGGCCUACAUCUCCCUGUAUACAGAUGAAUCCAAUCUGAAGAUGAACGCCGUGGACCACAUCCCUCAGACCUUGGCCAGUCACGUCCGUCUCCCGGAGGAGUUUCACCCCCAGGCUCUGGAGGGAGGGGGUGUCCUGCAGCACGGAGCGGAUAUGCUGAAGCCGGACCCCAGGGACACCUUCUAUAGCAUUCCUAUGAUCGACCCCUCCCGACUGGAAAACGUUCUUCCGGCCUGUCUCUACUCUCCAACCUACGUAGUCAAAGACUUCCCCAUCGCCAGAUACCAGGGCCUGCAGUUUGUCUAUCUGUCCUUCGUUUACCCAAAUGACUUCACACGUCUCACCCACAUGGAGCGAGAGAACAAGUGCUUCUACAGAGAGUCCCCUAUCUACUUGGAGAAGUUUGGUUUUUACAAAUAUAUGAAAAUGGAUGAGGAGGACGAUGACAGGCCAUUCUUUUUCCCCAACCCAGAUGAUUUCCUAGACGAGGAGGAGGUGGUAGACUUCGAGGACGAGGCGGAGAUUGUUGGCACGCAGCCGCCCAAGAAGCCCUCUCAUCCCAGCCACACCUCCAACCCCUCACAUCCUCACUCGAAGCCUGCGCCCACGCCUGCUGGGAGAGAAGGGGAAGAAGAGGAGGAGGACCCAGAGGAAGAGGAGGAGGGGGCAGUCAACAGUAUCAAACGUCGCAGAGAGAGGAGACACUUUCCUCACAGAGAGGGACAGAUGGCUAAAGAUCUGGACUGGGGAAGAGAUCAUACAAACGGGAGACAGGACACCAGGAAGGGACUUGAAGAGCCCCAAACCAGGGGGCUUCAGCCCGACACGGACAGCGUGGUCCCGCCUCGCUCCUUGUCGUGGAUCCGCACUGGUCCCGCAGAGCUGAGUCCUGGCAGGAAAGGAGGAGGGGGAGGAACAGGUGGCGGGGGAGAGAAGGGAGCUGAGACCCUGCCCAAACUGAGCAAGUCUUCACUCCUCUUCCCCCAGAAGUCCUCCCUCUCUGCCCUUGCCAGCCGAGCCAAGCAGAUCCGCAGCAACUCCGCCCACGGCAACAACCUGCACGAUAACAACAACAACAACAAGGUCGGGGGGAAGAAAAAGAGGGAGGAGAACAAGAUCUACAUCACCCGGCCUCGGCCCGCCAAGGAACGGGAGAAGGACAGGGAGAGGGAGCAGCGUCGGGAGAGGAGGGAGGAAAGGAGGGAGGAGAGGGCAUUGCGCCACCCUAGAGAAGUGUUCCCGGGGGUGUUUCUGUACCAAACUGGGAAGACCACUAGGCUGGUUAACCUGGGUGCCAAAGGACAUGCUGGGGGAGGAGGCAAAAGUCUGGUUAGUGCCCCUCAGCUCUGGCCCAACCCCCCCACAAAAGAGGGUAAGACCUCUCCUCGCAAUGGAAGCAUCAACACUCAGAGUGAAAGUGUGCCGAAGUCUGGGGUCAAACAAUCAGAGACAAGCAGGAGGAGAGGGGAUCACGGGGGUUUACAUACUACUGAUGUACCCAACCAAAGGGACCCGCUGUCCCCGUUGUCCCCGCUGUCCCCGCUGUCCAAUCAUCGAGACCCCCCUGCUGUUACCCAGCAAAAGAUAAACUCCACAGAGAACACGCUCCAAGGACAAACACGUGUCACCUCCUACCUCAGGACCUCAGAGAUCACAGAGUCCCAGCAGCAGCCAGACCCCAACCCGGCAGAACUCCAGGAUAGAAACCGCUCUAACCCCGAGCCAGAACCGGAGGAGGGAGAGUUGUCGGACUACAGCUACGAGGAGGUGGAGCCGCGGCCAGGUUGGGCGGAGGAGAGCAUCAACUGGCAGAGGACCUUCUCCGUCAACCCCAUGGACUUCGAGCUGCUGCGCUCCGACUGGAACGACCUGCGCUGCAACGUGUCCGGCAACCUGCAGCUGGCCGAGAGCGAGGUGGUGGACGUGCUGGCGCAGUACAUGGAGAAACUCAACGAACGCAACGGAGGGAUCUACACCCUGCUGCGAAUCGUUAACGUUGAGAAGCGGCGCGACUCUGCGAGAGGGAACCGCUACCUGGUGGAGCUGGAGCUGAUGGAGCGAGGCCGCAGCGUGGUGCGUCUUUCAGAGUACAUCUACCUGCUGCUCCACCGCAGCAGGAUGGGGGAGGAGAGCGUAGAGAACACUGACUUUGCCCCGGCCUCACCAGCUCUGUCCCCAGCUUCGGUCCCAUCCCCUGCCACAUCCAGCCUGACCACACCACCACCCCCCCCUCCCUCAGCCAGAUCCCCCGCCCGGCCCGGAGCGACACCCUGGAGCACCGCCUACGCUAAGCCUCUGCUCUGCCAGCCUGUCAUGCUGCAGUGGAGGAGAGAUGUCAUGGUGCAUUUUGUGGUGCCAGUGAAAAACCAGGCCCGCUGGGUACAGCAGUUCAUCUCUGACAUGGAGAAUCUUCAUCGCCAAACAAAGGAUGACAAUUUCAGCAUCAUCAUCGUCGAUUUUGAGAGCGAAGACAUGGACGUGGAGCAGGCACUGAGAGACAGCAGUGUGCCAAGAUAUGAGUAUCUGAGGAGAGAGGGGAACUUUGAGCGCUCGGCAGGACUGCAGAUCGGAGUGGACACUAUCGAGGAUAGUCACAGCAUUGUGUUCCUUUGUGAUCUGCACAUCCACUUCCCUCUCAACAUCUUGGAGAGCAUCAGGAAGCACUGUGUGGAGGGACGCCUCGCUUUCGCUCCCGUCGUCAUGAGACUCAGCUGCGGCAGUUCGCCACGGGAGCCCGAUGGGUACUGGGAGGUGAACGGCUUCGGCUUGUUUGGAAUCUAUAAGACUGACUUUGAUAAGAUCGGAGGGAUGAACACGGAGGAAUUCAAAGACCGCUGGGGGGGAGAGGACUGGGAGCUGCUGGACAGGGUACUGCAGAAUGGUUUGGAGGUAGAGAGACUACGCUUAAGAAACUUCUUUCACUACUACCACUCCAAACGAGGCAUGUGGAACACCCAAAACAAGAAAACUCCUAAGGGAUAGCUCCCCCUGCUGGUCGGAGGAUACUAAAACUACCUGCAGAUCCACUGUGUGUGAGAGAGAGACCUGUAGGAGCUCACUCACUGCCUGAACUCUGCCUUUAUUUACAGGCUCCUGUCAGGGACGCCUCUGUUUGCCAUCGGCCCCUCUUGUACGCUUGUGGGUAUGAAGACAGAGUCCAAAUCUGAACUUAACAAGUGAACUGUUUACGCAGACAGACCUGAGUCAUCACUUUGCCUCACUGACUCAACUACUGUACAGAGAGAAGAGAGUUGUUUUUGUUCUCCCUCUCUCUGUCCUUAUUUUGGUGCAAUCUUUUCAGACAGACUGGAAAGCAGCUGUUUCUGUGUAUGUGUGGGUAUGUACAUAUAUAAGUGUGUGUGGGUGUGUUGCCGCUUGUGUGUGCUUACGAUGACAGGAAGCACCUUUUUUUCUAACAAGAAGAUGUGAAGACAACCUAAGAUCUUUUUUCUAACACGCUCUCACCUGAGAGCCUAAUAGAAUGUGUGUCAACAUGUUAUUCAGAUAGAUUGAGACAUGGUGGCGUAGAUCGAGUAGAGGAACUCUGAAUUUCUAAAUACAUCAAAUACUACCUGUUGGUUAUCAAUAACCAGUAUGUCCGACGUGCUGAUAUUCUCCUGAUAACAUGAUAUUAUGAAUAAUUGAAAGUUUUUGAAACAGUAAUGCCCUUUUCCAAACAGAUACUGAAAGAUACGUCAUCUUUAUAUCUCUCUCUUUCCCUCUCUCUCCCUCUGUAUCUUUUAUAACCUUCAGUCCAUUUCUGCCUUUGUCUGUUGUAAUGUCAUGCAAUUUAAUUUUGUUUUUGUUGAAACAUUGCUCCACCCAUAUUAAUGGUAGCUAUCAGCUAUGGCUCGAUUCAUUUUUGUUUUACUGUUUGUUAUUUAAACGUUUUUUAUGUGUCCUCACUGAGUACGAAUGCACAAAUAUUUGGGGUGCUUUUUUAUUUUCUUAAACACUGAAUUUGUGAACAGUUUACAACGUUUAACUUACAAUAUCCUCUAUUCCCUCCACAUCGCUUAUGUAUUUGUAUCAUCAACUGGAACAGACAACUCUUACAUGAGGGAAGGAGAAGACAACAACGUCUUUCUGACAUUUUAUUUAAAGUGGACCUAUCAUGCUAUAUUUGAAUAAUAUAUUGUAGGGCCAUACCUAUAUAAGGC